This is a messenger RNA of Recurvomyces mirabilis, 1167 nucleotides long. RefSeq lists its product as uncharacterized. The transcript has a single exon. The coding region runs from base 1 to 1167 and encodes 388 amino acids. The record is from RefSeq and is a predicted model, not a curated record. NCBI's taxonomy places the organism in Eukaryota, Fungi, Ascomycota, Dothideomycetes, Mycosphaerellales, Teratosphaeriaceae.
AUGAACGAAUCAAUGUGGGCUCCCAAGCUUGCAGAAGAGACACAAGAAGACAAGAACGAAUCACGACCAACGACUUCUCUCUCAGCACACGCUCCUAGCUUCUCGCCCGCACCGCCGCCACCUGAUGUCUCUACCGACGAUGCUUUUGGCCAGACGGGAGCUGCUCAAGAUGACUUGUUCGACGACAUUGUGCCGGUAGACGAGUCGAUGCGAAUACGGUCCGAAGAUGAUCUGUUCAGUGACGACUUCACUCCAGCUCCCCAGCCAGUAGUCGAGCAAGCACCUACACCAGCGAGUAGAGGGAGAGGGGAUGGUCAAAGAGCGAGGGGGGAUCGAGGGCGAGGAGGGCGUGGGAGAGGCCGAGGUGGAAAUUCUGCUCCUGCUCGGACAGUGUCGAAUGGAGCUGCCGCAGCACAACCGGCCGCUCCAACACAAACCAUCGAGCAGCAGUCUCAACCAGAGUCGACGCCACCAGCCAAUGCACCUACCGGGCCACGCGAACAACAACAACAAGAACCCAAGCCCACACCUGCUGUCCGCGGCUCCCGCCAUGCAACCGGCGGUUCCCACAAACCCAAACUCACCGAAGCCGAACUCACGGAGAAAAUGGCAAAGAUCAACCUCAACAACGCCAAUCGAGCAGCAGCUCACGAACGUGCCGAGGCGGACGCCGCAUCCUUCGCCGAGCGAGAAGCAGCUGCCAAACAACAAGCGGUUGAAAAGGCGAAAGUGGAAUCGAACGAGAAGAGGCAGCUAGCUACGGAGAGGGAGAAGAACCGGAUUAGGAAGCUGAAAGCGCAGGGUGGGAGGGAAUGGGAUGAGCACAAGGAGGGAGGGGACUUUGAGAAGGGUGGACGGUUUGAUGGGAAAGGGUUUGGGAGGGAUCAGGAGGGGUGGAGUGAUGGGAGGGAGUACUUGUUGAGAGAUGAGCCGGUGAGAGGUGGUGGCAGAGGGAGGGGUGGUCGGGCUGGAGGGCAGGAGCGUGCGCCGAUGAGGGAGGACUUCCCUGCUUUGCCUGAUAGCGGUGUUGCGCAACCGCGGCGGGAAGACAAAGAUGUCGUGGGCGGUGCGCAGGCUGCGCCCCCGGAACCUAACUUGUCGAGCUCGACCGCAAAGGAUGUCCGAUCUUGGGCCGAUCAGGUGGAAAGUGCAAACGCUAACGCUUAG